Verticillium nonalfalfae is the source of this 1993-nucleotide messenger RNA. RefSeq lists its product as uncharacterized. The annotation marks the transcript as partial. Lineage: Eukaryota; Fungi; Ascomycota; Sordariomycetes; Glomerellales; Plectosphaerellaceae. The transcript is spliced from 3 exons. The record is from RefSeq and is a predicted model, not a curated record.
GUAUGGCCAGAAGGUCAUGGCAUUACUUCUUGACAAGCGCGGAUCCGAGAUCCAGAUCACCGAAGACAUCCUAAAGAAAGCAGCUUCGAAUAGGGGUAAUGGCCAGAAGGUCAUGGCAUUACUUCUCGAUAAGCGCGGAUCCGAGAUUCAUAUCACCGAAGACAUCGUCAAGGCUGCAGCGUCGAAUCAGCUUAACGGCCUGCAGGUGAUGGCAUUACUUCACGGCAAGCGUAGAUCCGAAAUACAGAUCACCGAAGGCAUCGUAAAGGCUAUAGCUUCAAAUAGCUACAUUGGCGAGGAAAUGAUGGCACUACUUCUCGAGAAGCGCGGAUCCGAGGUUCAGAUCACCGAAGACAUCGUCAAGGCUGUAGCAUCGAAUUGGGGUAAUAUCCAGAAGAUUAUGGCAUUACUUCUCAAAGAGCGCGGAUCCGAGAUCCAGAUUAACGAAGGCAUCAUCAAGGCUGUAGCGUCGAAUGAAGGUAAUGGCCAGGAGGUGAUGGCAUUACUUCUCGACAAGCGCGAAUCCGAGGUUCAUAUCACCGAAGACAUCGUCAAGGCUGCAGCAUCGAAUGAGGGUUAUGGCCAGAAGGUUAUAGUAUUGCUUGUCAAAGAGCGCGGAUCCGAGAUCCAGAUCACCGAAGACAUCGUCAAGGCUGUAGCGUCGAAUGAAGGUAAUGGCCAGGAGGUGAUGGCAUUGCUUCUCGACAAGCGCGAAUCCGAGGUUCAUAUCACCGAAGACAUCGUCAAGGCUGCAGCGUCUAAUGAGAGUUAUGACCAGAAGGUCAUGGCAUUACUUCUUGACAAGCGCGGAUCCGAGAUCCAGAUCACCGAAGACAUCGUCAAGGCUGUAGCGUCGAACAGGUGUAAUGGCCAGGAGAUGAUGACAUUACUUCUCGACAAGCGCGGAUCCGAGAUUAAGAUCACCGAAGACAUCCUGAAGAAAGCAGCUUCAAACGAGCAUAAUGGCCAGGAGGUGAUGGCAUUGCUUCUCGACAAGCGUGGAUCCGAGAUCCAGAUCACCGAAGACAUCCUGAAGGAAGUAGCUUCGAAUGAGCAUAAUGGCCAGGAGAUGAUGACAUUACUUCUCGACAAGCGUGGAUCCGAUAUUCAUAUCACUGAAGACGUCCUGAAGGCUGCAGCGUCUAAUGAGAGUUAUGACCAGAAGGUCAUGGCAUUACUUCUUGACAAGCGCGGAUCCGAGAUCCAGAUCACCGAAGACAUCGUCAAGGCUGUAGCGUCGAACAGGUAUAAUGGCCAGGAAAUGAUGACAUUACUUCUCGACAAGCGUGGAUCCGAUAUUCAUAUUACCGAAGACGUCCUGAAGGCUGUAGCGUCGAAUUGGGGUAAUAGCCAGAAGGUCAUGGCAUUACUUCUCGACAAGCGCGGAUCCGAGGUUCAGAUCACCGAAGACAUCGUCAAGGCUGCAGCAUCGAAUGAGGGUUAUGGCCACAAGGUCAUGGCAUUGCUUCUCAAAGAGCGCGGAUCCGAGAUCCAGAUCAACGAAGACAUCGUCAAGGCUGUAGCGUCGAACAGGUAUAAUGGCCAGGAGAUGAUGACAUUACUUCUCGACAAGCGUGGAUCCGAUAUUCAUAUUACCGAAGACGUUCUGAAGGCUGUAGCGUCGAAUAGGGGUAAUGGCCAGAAGGUCAUGGCAUUACUUCUCAAAGAGCGCGGAUCCGAGAUCCAGAUCACCGAAGACAUCGUCAAGGCUGCAACGGAGACACCUGAAAGCUUGAGCAUCUUUCAUUUACUCUUCGGAACGCGGAAAUCUGAUACCCUCGCUUCCAUCACCAGCAAUACGGAAAAGGAUGCAGCCAUCAAGCAGAAGAUCCACAACGGAUUACAGGUCGCGACCCCCGUGAAGGCAUUGAUAGGCAAGGCCGUGCAGGCCGCACCGGAAGCCGUCAUUGCCUGGGUCGGCGUCUGCUUUGCCUUGGGAGGCAUCAACCGCGAGGGCAUUGCAUACGUCGUUUCGAGGAUGGAGGAGUACUAG